Molecule: messenger RNA, 2969 nt
Organism: Brienomyrus brachyistius
Lineage: Eukaryota; Metazoa; Chordata; Actinopteri; Osteoglossiformes; Mormyridae
Gene: add2
Product: adducin 2 (beta)
Exons: 15
Coding region: 490-2598 (702 amino acids)
Biological process (GO): barbed-end actin filament capping
Cellular component (GO): postsynaptic density; plasma membrane; cytoskeleton
Molecular function (GO): actin filament binding
Source: RefSeq, a predicted model, not a curated record
GUCCUGAGACUGACUUGGUUUACAAAAAACAUUUUGUCCUUAUGUAUACGUUAAUGUUGCCAUUCUGUAUGGAACUGUGUGUUGUAAGCUCUCCUUAAAUACAGCUAUCUAAUGUCAUUCUUCUUGUGUACACACGCUAUCAGCACAAUAUUCAGAAUUUCUCACUUAUGUACUUUCAAUGUGAGAGAGUUUUCCAUAGUUUUAUAAGAUCUAAUAAAACCUCAAAAUGAGAAUUUUCUAAUCGGGAAAGCCACUUCUGACUUUGGGUCUUUUAAAUAAGGCUUUGAAAGAAGGUAUGUCUUUAAACACACUGUUGCUUUGGCCACUUGAAAAUGUGGCCAAUCAGAUGUGUUUAUCUGGCUCAGUAACAGAGGUAGUUAAUCCUUUACCAGGUUACUUCACUUGAUUAACAUGAGGCUCUUAACACGGGUGUAAGUUCACACAGCGUAAGAUUCAGUUGUCCAACCUCCAUUGUCCUCUUGAGAGAAAAUGAGCGCUUGUCAUACCCCCAAAGGGACUCCGGUCCAGCGUAGCCCCAGUGAUGGCGAGGGGGGGCACCUCUCCGGCUCCCAGUCCCCACAGCACCCCGACGCCCCUUCCACACCCCUCGGCGAGGCCGAGCGCAAGCGGCUGGUGUCCAGCAUCCUGCAGAGCCCGUCUUUCAGGGAGGAUCUGGAUGUCUUGAUCCAGGAACAGGUCAAACGGGGCAGCAGCUCCUCCAGCCUUUGGGCUCUGAAGCAGAUCGCUGAAUUCAUGGCUUCCCAGGGAUCUCCGGCAACCUUACCAGUGUCUGCUUCCUCCAUGGCACUGGUUACACCCAUUAACGACCUGACAAGCUGGGAGCCCCCUUCCCUGGCCAAGGGGGAGAGGUUGAUGCGCUGUAAGCUGGCCAGUGUGUACCGUCUCCUGGACCUGUACGGGUGGGCACAGCUCAGCAAUACCCAGCUCACACUUCGUGUCAGUAAGGAACAGGACCACUUCCUGGUGCUACCUGAUGGCCUGGCAUAUUCAGAGGCGACCGCAGCCAAUCUGGCCAAAGUGAACAUCCUUGGCGAGGUGGUGGAUAGAGGCUGUACCACACUGGGCGUUGACUCGCGCACAUUCAGCCUGCACUCCGCCAUCUACUCGGCGCGGCCGGACACGCGCUGCCUGCUUCACCUCCACACCCCCGCCACAGCUGCGGUGUCGGCCAUGAAGUGUGGCUUGCUGCCGUUAUCCCAUGAGGCCCUACUGGUGGGCGAAGUUGCCUACUAUGACUACAACGGCGCCAUGGAGGACAGGGAAGACCGGGUGGAGCUUCAGAAAAGCCUGGGGCCCACCUGCAAGGUUCUGGUGCUGAGGAACCAUGGCAUUGUCGCCCUAGGGGAGUCUGUGGAAGAGGCUUUCUAUGCUGUGUAUCACAUCCAGGCUGCCUGUCAGAUUCAGGUGUCAGCAUUGUGCAGCGCUGGCGGGGAGCAGAAUCUGAUUAUGCUGGACCGGGGAACGCACAAACCCAGUGCAGCUGGAACAGUGGGCUGGGCCGGAUCUACGUUCGGGCCACUCCACAAAAGCCGACUCGGCGAGCACGAGUUUGAGGCUGUCAUGAGGACCCUAGACAACCUGGGUUACCGCACAGGCUACGCAUACCGCUUCCCAGUGCUGCUGGAGCGAGCCAAGGCCCGCAGGGAGGUAGAGGUGCCGGCCACAGUGACGUCGUUCAGCUUCCAGGAGGAGGGGGAGCGAGCCGGACCCCGGCAGCAGGCCUACUCCCAGAAGCAGCAGCAGGAGAGGACACGCUGGCUGAACACCCCUAACACCUACCAGCGUGUGAGCCAGGACCAGGCCAGCCCAGGACACCAGCGCACCACUUGGCUGAAGACGGAGGAGGCCACGCAAGGCAGUGGAACGGCCAUUAAGAUCGAGAAUCCAAAUCAGUUCGUCCCGUUGUUCACCAACCCACAGGAGGUGCUACAGACCAGGAACAAGAUCCGUGAACAGAACCGCCAAGACAUGAAGACAGCUGGACCUCAGUCCCAGCUGCUGGCCGGCGUCAUAACCGAGAAGAGUCCACCGUCGACAGAAACAGAACUGGCAGCUGGGCUGAAUGGCCUAGAGGGGGAGCCACCAAAGACACUGAGUUCCCCGGAGCCCGAGCCUCCAAACCCCUUUAAUGAGCUAACUGAUAAGGAGCUGGAGGAGUACAAGCAGGAGGUUGAGAGGAAGCAACAAUCCGGCGUGGAGGACGGUGGGGAGGAGCUGGUGAAUGAGAAGGGGACCCCCCCUGCCUCAUCCCCAGAAAAGUGCCCCUCCCCUACUAACCCUCCUUUGUCAGAUGAGGUGAACCUGAAUAAAGCCACAGAGCCCUCUAAGACCCCACUGGAGAAUGGCAAGGAGGAGGACCAGAGGCAGGAAGAACUGGAGAAGAGCAUGAAGGCUCUGUCCACCAACGAGACAUCUCCCGCCCCACCCACAGCACCCCCAGCCGCGCCUCCCUCCAAGCCCACUGGCCCCACCCCAGAGGGCUCCCCUUCCAAAUCCCCUUCCAAGAAGAAAAAGAAAUUCAAGGCACCGUCCUUCCUUAAGAAGAGCAAGAAGCAGAAGGAUAAGUCAGAAGCCUGAGAAGUCACUGGGAUAUACUUACUGAGUACUCAGAGUACUCGGAGUACUCGGUCAUGCAUAUGCUGACAGCUGUCUAUGUAUUUACUCAAAGACACACUUGGUCUUACACUUCCGCUCUCUACGCUCAUCUGUCACUCCUCCAUUUUGAUCUGUUCUGCUGUUGUUCGUUUUUGUGACAAAGCUGCAGUUUCACUACAAUCUCUAGAAAUCACAAUACCUGAAGAUUCACAACAAUGCAAAUUAUGCAUCAGUACAUACAAGCAAUUAACAGCACAUACGUGUACUGCGUAUGUAAAACAACCUAUGUAAAAAAAAAAAAAUACGUUAAGUUUUCAUGUACUACUUUUGCUACGUGAAUAUCGGCUGUUGAA